Austrofundulus limnaeus is the source of this 3225-nucleotide messenger RNA. RefSeq names its product origin recognition complex, subunit 3 (gene orc3). Gene Ontology annotation, biological process: DNA replication; DNA replication initiation. The record is from RefSeq and is a predicted model, not a curated record. Gene Ontology annotation, molecular function: DNA replication origin binding. Gene Ontology annotation, cellular component: nuclear origin of replication recognition complex; nuclear pre-replicative complex; DNA replication preinitiation complex. The transcript has 20 exons. Lineage: Eukaryota; Metazoa; Chordata; Actinopteri; Cyprinodontiformes; Rivulidae. Bases 946 to 3108 code for a protein of 720 amino acids.
AGCUCAUUUUAUAUUUUUAUAAUAGUAAUUAAAAGUAUUUGCAAGAAUCACAUUUAGAAUACUUUAUCGUUAGUAAUUUAURGUAAUUUGGAAAUACUGUAUUUUAUGGAACUUUUUUUUUACUGUUCUCAUUGUUUCAAAAUUAAUUUGAAACAAUUUAUGUUUACUACUGAAGGAAGUACGGCAUGCAGGGAAAACAAAUUUAUAAAUUAAAAAAAUAUGGUUAUCGCAUAUUCCAUUACAUUCUUAAUUUUGAUUACAGUUUCUUAUUCAGCUAAAAAAUUCAGCAUUUUGACAAUUUUAUGACGUUAGCUUAUAAAUAUGCCCUAUUAACUUAUUACUUUUCCCAUUCUUGUGUACUGGCUAUUUUGCUUUAAAUAUGCACAAGUACCCUCCAACCUGUUUUGAAUGAAUAUUAUGAAUCUCACAAAUGUAUAUAAACUAGUGUUUCAUAUACCUUCAGUCACCUUAGUAGUCAUUUGAUUACUUUAAGAUGUUAAAAAUAAAAAAAAUUUGAGAUACAGGUUUGAAAACCUCUUAGUGACAUUUGUAGUUCAUAUUAUAACAAGUUAAGCAAUUCCUUACAUCAAUAAAUUAAAUAUCAAUAACUGUGAAUAUCCUUAUUUCUAAAUACGUAUAUAUUAUAAAGAUAUUAUAAGAUACUGAAUGGAAUGCCACUUUAGCAUAAGUAUCAGGUAGAAUUAACAUGUCAUGUAACAACUUCACUUUUACAUAGAUGUUUAGAGAACAGCUGUUCACAUUUUAAAAACAAGUAAUGUUGGGUUUGAUUGUGUGUUACAAGGGUCUGCCAUACAGUGAGAACAACUAUUUCCGUAAACGUCACUGCAUGGCGGGAAAUCUGUCGAAGGCAGGGAAGCAGGCUUUUAAAAACARGCUAACUGCUCGCUACCCACUAACAGAGUAAACAACCGGUUUCAUGUGAUUAUGUCCACUUCGUCCGUCUCAAAGGGCUGCUUUGUUUUCAAGCCCAGUCCCAAGAAGAAGAAAAAGGCUCUCGGUUUAGAGAGAUAUUUUMUUCAUGGCUGUGAAGGUGCUGAGAACAGUCAGCUGAGAUUCAAGCUCUGUCAGGAUCUGUGGCAUGAAAUCAAAACUGACACAGAGGUUCUGCAGGAUGAACUCAACAGAAAAGUCUUGGACAGCUUACUGGAGUUCACCAAGAAGUGCUCGUCCACUCGUCAACACGACGACUGGGCCUCAAAGAUUAGGGCCAGCGAAAUCCCCACAGCUGCUCUCGUGCUGGGUGUGAACGUCCCAGAUCACGACAUGACCUUCCAGAGCCUGUCUGACCUCCUCCGACAGUCCGUCACUCCUUUUGUUGCUUCUGUUCAGGCCAAAGAGUGUGGAGCGCUGAAGCACUUGAUGAAGAAGGUCCUGGAGAGAUUGAUGGGUACCGACGUGGCUGUUGAUGAUGAUGAAGAGGAYGAGGACAGUGAGCAGAAUCCUCUCUGCCAGAGCGUGCACUGCUCUCUGACUAAUCUCUGCGAUUGGUAUAUUUCAAAAACUAAGAAAUCCAGCAGUGGCACUCCUGGGAAAAAGCGCAGCUCGUCAGUGAUGAAUGAGCAGCAGCAACAGCCUCCUGUUGUGGUCAUUUUUAAAGAUUUGGAAGCUUUCACUCCGAGAGUUCUUCAGGAUUUCAUACUUGUCUGCAGCCGAUACAUUCAGCGCCUUCCCCUGAUGUUCAUAUUUGGCAUUGCCACGUCUCCCAGCACCAUCCAGCACAUGCUGCUUCACUCYGUGUCCUCGCUGCUGUGCAUCGAGCUCUUCCAGUCUCUGUCCUGCACCCAGCACCUCACCACCGUMAUGAACAAGCUGAUCCUGACGCCGUCUUUUCCCUUCAAACUCAGCGGGAAAGUGAUGCAGGUGCUGARGAGUAUCUUCCUCUAUCACGACUUCUCUGUCAAGAAUUUCAUCAAGGGCCUGCAGCUGGCCCUGCUGGAGCACUUCCACUCGCAGCCUCUCAGCGUGCUGUGCUGCAGGAAGGAGGAGGCUUUACUGAACGUGACGCAGCUCAGUCACAGAGACCUGGAGAGGGUCCGGCAGCUGCCGUCCUUUAAGAGGUAUGUAGAAAAGCAAGAAACACAUGAGCAGGACAAACUCAUGAUGGACAACAAUCAUUUAAAGGAUGUGUGUCAGAAACUGAUAAAGGACCUUCAUAAAUACCACAAGACCUAUUGUCCCGUCCUGAGGUGUCUCCACACCCUGACCUCGUCGUUACCUCGAUAUCCUCUUGGGAAACAGAUCAGGGAGCUGCAUUUGAUUUGUCUGGAGAAGAAUGUGUGGGAGACUGAGGAUUACCAAUCUGCCAUGAAGCUGUUAAAAAUGUUGGCUAAAGAUGAGCUGAUUCUGCUGCUUCAGAGAUGUGCAGAGAUUCUGCAAAGCGUCAAGUCAAAGAAGAUGAAGAACGCUCUCGUCCAGCUGGAAGAACUGCUCUCCAGGCUGAAGCAACUUGAUGCUGCUGCGGAAGUCGCGCAUCGAGUGGAGGAAAAUCGUAGUCCUCCCGUGAAAAACCUCCAGAAGAAAACCGAUCUGUUCCAGCUGCAGAAGACGCUGCUGGAGAUGAACGAGUCUCGCAGAUCCAAGAAAAGGAGCCCGUUUGAGACUCUGAGGAACGAAGUCCUGGAGUUUAUCGACAGUUUAGUGAAGAGUCAUCUGUCARCGCCCGAGUCUAAGCCUCUGUUUGAAGUCUGCUACUACAGCUCAUCUGCCGCUGUGAGGCGCCACCUCAACGCCAUGCCGCGCACCUCCAUUCAGGCUGCGCUCAGCAGCCCCUACCAUUACCUGCAGAAUGACAGGUUGAAGACGGAGGAUGGAACGGUGUCGAACGCUGCUCCAGAUAUCUGCGUUGCUUACAAGCUCCACCUGGAGUGUGGCAGGCUCAUCAACCUGUGUGACUGGCUGGAAGCUUUCGCCACGGUGGUCUCUGCUGCUGAGGGGAACGAUCCAGACUCAGAGGGCUUCGGGAAAGUAGAUGAAGUCACACACGCUCGUUUCAUUCGCGCAGUAUCCGAGCUCGAGUUUCUAGGCUUCAUCAAGUCGACGAAGCAGAAGACCGACCACGUGGCUCGACUCACCUGGGGUGGCUGUUAAAACAAACACACUGUUCUUAUUGUUGUCCAUGUUCUAUUGGACUUUUUUCCCUCUAAAACAAGCAUUUGUCUGUAAAUAACAUUUUUUUUCCUUCUGUAACAGUAAAGUAAAACAAUA